AUGCAGUUAGCAAACUUCAAUUUUGUGUCACCAAGUACCGAAUCGUUUAUCCGAACACCUAGACUCGAGUUAUUUCCAAAGAAAUCCUCAUUGCAAGCUCGGUUCACUGGAAAUUGGACUAAUAAUGCAGGAAUUUAUGAGCUCGGUGACGGACUUUUGUUAAAUAGAUGGUACCACAUAUCUUAUACACUUUCUGAUUCUGAAAAGAGAUUAGACAUCUACAUUGACGGUGAAUGGUUUGGAUAUUAUGGAAUCCAGAACGUUACAACAGAAAAUGUUAUAUUCAAUGAAGGACCAUUAUAUAUUGGACGUUCUUUCGACAAUGGGUUUAAUGGCGAAAUUUGUAAUGUCCGCUAUUUCAAUUGGCGUUUAUGUGCCGAAGAAGUUAAGGAAGAUUUCGUUAAUGAUGUAAUUAAAUAUGGGUCGAAGGUCGCCCUUGUCCAUGUAUCUACUAGAAAAUAUUUGACUACUAAUGAAAUCAAAUAUCCAGAAACCAACCAAAAUAUGGCUGUGUGUAACAGUUUGGGAAUAGAUUUGAAAAAUGAUGUUUUUACCAUUAUUGAAGCUUAUGGUACAAGUGUGAACACGGGAAGCCCUGUGCCUUUAAAUUCUAUUAUUGGAUUUAAACAUCAAGCGACAGAAGGUAGAUUACAUUCUCAUGGAAUUGGUGUGGGAGGCACACCAAUAUCGAAGUAUCAGCAAGCGACCAUCUGGAAAGGUAGAGAUGUUAAUGAUAACUGGGUCGUUCAACGUUAUAAUUCAAUCGCUUCUAAAAAUGAAUCAGGUUAUUUGUUGAAUGGUGAUAUAAUUAGCAUAAUCCAUGUUAAUACUGGUUAUCCAGCACUUUAUAGUCAUCCCGUAUUAUUGGAUGAUGGAACUCAAGAAGUUUCUUGUCAUGGAAACGGAAAUGAAGAAAAUAAUAAGUGGCGUAUUGAAUUAAUUGAUGGUUCGAAUUUAUGA
This is a messenger RNA of Funneliformis geosporum, 960 nucleotides long. NCBI's taxonomy places the organism in Eukaryota, Fungi, Glomeromycota, Glomeromycetes, Glomerales, Glomeraceae. The record is from the annotation of a GenBank genome assembly.